Molecule: messenger RNA, 2450 nt
Organism: Rhododendron vialii
Lineage: Eukaryota; Viridiplantae; Streptophyta; Magnoliopsida; Ericales; Ericaceae
Exons: 3
Coding region: 293-1537 (414 amino acids)
Source: RefSeq, a predicted model, not a curated record
AAUUUUUCCCCUUAGGAGAAACGACGUGGUUCAUUGUUUUUUGGCUGUUCUUUUUUAUUUAAUCUUUUAUCUCGCUCUUUGUAUUUCCCAGAUUGACGAUCAAAAAAGUUCAUUACUUCCCCUCUUUUCCAAACCUAGUAGCGGAGAGAGAGAGACACACCCAAAGUUGGAGAAAGCGAUCUUCCCCAAAUUGAGCUGCCCCAAAUCGAGCAUCCGAAGAUUGAUGAUCUCAAGCAUUGCCUUUUUGCUCAGGUGAUUAAGGUUCAUUAAGGUGCUCAUAUGUAUAGUUCUAAUGGAUAAGUCUUGGAUUCACAUAAAGAAUAGGCUAGACCCAGCAUAUGUACAAGGGGUAGAAAAUUUCAUUGAGUUUGCUUAUGCAAAUAAGCUUCUGGAGGCAAAGAUAUAUUGCCCGUGCAAGAAAUGUGUUAACCUCAAAUUUGAGACAAGAACUGGUGGAAAAGAACAUAUAAUUAUUAAUGGGUUUGACACUAAAUAUACAAGAUGGACAUAUCACGAGGAGUUGUCGGCUUCAUCUAGUGGAAGUGCAAUGGAUGUAAAUCAUAAAUCUGAUUUUAUGGAUGAUAUGGUUGGUUUGGUACAUGAUGCAUUUGGAAUUCCAAGACAAGAAGGUGACCUUAGCGAUGCUGAAAUGAUAAAUGGUGUGGGGCUUGGGCUUGAUGAGAAGACCAAGAAGUUUUUCAAACUCCUAGAAGAUGCAAAACGUGAGUUGUAUCCGGGUUGCAAGACCUUUACAACUCUCUCGUUUAUUAUGAGGUUGAUGCACAUAAAAGUACUUAAUGGUAUUACCGAUAAAGCAUUUGAUAUGUUGCUGGAGUGUUUGAAGCUGGGAUUUCCCCCUGGUGAAACCUUGCCUCCCUCAUACAAUGAGGCAAAGAAGUUCAGAGAGUCCUUGGGCUUUAGCUACGUCAAGUAUGAUGCAUGUCCUAAUGAUUGUAUGCUAUUUUGGAAAGACAAAAAGGACCUUGAUAAAUGUGAAAUUUGUCAAACAUCUAGGUAUAAAGAAUCUAAAUUGCGUUCCGAUGAUGAAAGUAUACAAGUAGCACAAAUUCCUGCUAAACAAGUGAGGCAUUUUUCUAUAAAGGCAAGCCUCCAAAGGCUUUUCAUGACUUCAGAAAUAGCUACACACAUGAGAUGGCACGCAGAUGAAUGCCCUGCUAAUGGGAGUUCAAGGCAUCCCGCUGAUUUGCUCGCAUGGAAAGCUUUGGAUGAAAGAUAUCCAAUGUUUGCUAGUGAUAGUCAAAAUGUUAGACUUGGAUUGGCAGCUGAUGGCUUUGAUCCAUACAGAACAAUGAACAAUGCUCAUAGCACCUGGCCCGUUGUAUUGAUGCCAUAUAACUUGCCUCCUUGGUUAUGCAUGAAGCAACCAUUUUUUAUUUUAGCUUUGCUUAUUGAUGGACCUUCUAUGCCUAGAAAUGACCUUGAUGUAUACUUGCAGCCUUUAAUUGAUGAGCUAAAAGAGCUAUGGUUUGAAGGCAUUCUUACAUAUGAUGCUUCAACUACACAAAUGUUUCAGUAGCAUGCGAAUUUAAUGUGGACUAUAAGUGAUCUUCCAGCGUAUGCUAACUUAUCUGGAUGGAGCACGAAAGGAGCUCUUGCUUGCCCUUGCUGUAAUACGGAGACCGAUUAUCGAUGGCCUAUCAAAAGUUUAUUUAUAUGGGCCAUAGAAGAUUUCUAGACCAAGGGCAUAGGUUCCGGCAAGAUGCAGUUUGUUUUGAUGGAACCAUUGAAUCAAAGCUAAUGCCUCCACACUUAUCUGGUGUUGACAUUUUCAAACAAGUGGAGUUCAUUGUGAAUAAGUUUGGAAAGGUUGAGAGAAAUAGGCUAGCAUCUCAUGUAUCUAAAAAGAGAAUAAAGAAUGUUGAAGAUGGAAGUAAUGUCGAGACUGGUGAAUGACAACAAAAAGAUAAUUGGGAAAAGAAAAGCAUCUUUUUUGAGUUACUGUAUUGGAUACAUAAUUUAAUUCGCCAUAAUCUCGAUGGCAUGCAUAUUGAUAAGAACGUUUGCGAGAAUAUACUUUGGACGAUAUUGGGUAUUGUAGGAAAAACAAAAGACAAUCUAAAUGCUCGUCAUGACCUUCAGAUCCUGGGUCUUCAUAUGGCGCUUCACCCACAACAAAGGGAAUGUGGCAAAGUCUUUUUACCCCCUGCUUGCUUCACGAUGAGCAAAGAGCAAAAAGACAUAUUCUGUAAGGUCCUAGCAGAUGUUAAAGUUCUUGAUGGUUACUCAUCAAAUAUUUCACGAUGUGUACAAGUUAAGAAUAGAAGUAUUACGGGGCUGAAGAGUCAUGAUUGUCAUAUUCUGAUGCAACAACUAUUGCCCUUGGCUAUGAGAAGAGCAUUGCCUUAGAAAGUUAGUGAAGUCAUAAUUGAACUUUGUAACUAUUUCCGCCAGCUAUGCUCAAAAGUACUACAUUCGAAUGACUUUGGGCC